This is a messenger RNA of Linnemannia hyalina, 1461 nucleotides long. The record is from the annotation of a GenBank genome assembly. NCBI's taxonomy places the organism in Eukaryota, Fungi, Mortierellomycota, Mortierellomycetes, Mortierellales, Mortierellaceae.
AUGGCCACCUACGGAAUUAUAGUCCCGAUUAUCCCAUUCAUCGUCUCGGAAAAGAUGGACGGAGGGGCGACCGACACAGGACUACUACUCGCCGUCUACGCCGUCGGAAUCUUACUAUCGUCUCCUCUCUUUGGCGUCCUGGGCGACCAUUUCGUCUCACGUCGGGUUCCCAUGUUGAUCGGUCUUCUCGGUAUGCUCCUCUCGACGGUGUUGUUCAUGCUCGCGACCAACUUUUAUGUCUUUUUGCUUGCUCGGCUUCUCCAGGGUGUUGCUGGUGGGUCGGUCUGGACGCUGGGGCUGGCUUUGAUUACGGAUGUCUUCCCGGCGAAUGUUCUGGGCGUCCAGAUGGGGAAGGCUCUUGUGGGGUAUACGCUUGGGUUGAUGAUGGGUCCUCCUCUAGGAGGGAUUCUGUACGAGCGAGGUGGAUACCGGGCGCCCUUCAUCUUUUGCUGCGCCAUCACCGUGAUCGAUCUUGCGUGCCGUGCCUUGAUCAUCGAAGAGCGCGAAGAGAUUGUGAAAGCACUCCGCAUCCAGGGCAAGCAAGAGGAGGCAACCGAAGAGGAAGCCGAAGUCGUGGCGACCAGAAAGAACCAACGAUUGGAGGAAAGCACCAGCUUCUGGGAGUUGAUCAAGAACAAGCGUCUGAUGGCCUGUGUCAUUGUCACGGCGUGCAACUCAUUUGUGUUCUCGGGUGCUGAGCCGACAGUGCCGUUGCAUCUCGCCAGUGCGUUUAAUCUUACCUCUGAGCGGAUUGGGCUUGUCUUUAUGGCCUUCUCCCUCCCUACCCUUACCGCGCCCAUCUCAGGCGCAUUGUCGGAUAGGUUCGGCGCAAAGAUAAUGUGCGUCGUCGCGAUCGUCCUCUGCGGCACAGCUGUAAUCCUAACAGGCGCCUACCAACAAUCUCUCCCCAUGAUCAUCUUCCUCUUCACCAUCAUUGGCACCACCGGCACCGCCAUCCUCACCCCAGUCCUCGGCGAGAUCUCGGCCGUCGUCCGAACCACCGGUGCCGGUGACGGAUUCGCACGCGCUUAUGCAAUGUUCAACAUGGCCUUCUCUCUCGGCGUUCUCGUCGGUCCUGUGGUCUGUGGAGUUGUGUAUGAGCGAUUUGGGUUUAGAGCGAUCUGUCUGACGAUGAGUGGGUCGUUGUUCUUGAGCCUCCCCGUGGCGGCCUUUUGGCUCGGAGGCGUGGGGCAAAAGCAAAAGGAUUUGCAAAAGUAUAAGGAGGAUGAGGCGGCGCGGCGGAAGGGUACAUCUGGGGGAUUGACGCGAUCAAAGUAUAGUUUGGAGUUUCGGACGAUUGCCGAGGAGGAGGAGGGAGGAGUGCCAAGUGAUAGGCUUUCGCCGGGGGAGGAGUCGUUGGUGGAGAAGAUAGAUGAUGGAGAAGGAAAGGAUGGGGGAAAGGGGUUGGUGGGUUUGAGGGGGUCUAGAGAGGAUAUCCUCAAAUCUGCACGUCUUGACUAG